This is a messenger RNA of Penicillium nucicola, 591 nucleotides long. Its product is annotated as GNAT family N-acetyltransferase. NCBI's taxonomy places the organism in Eukaryota, Fungi, Ascomycota, Eurotiomycetes, Eurotiales, Aspergillaceae. The transcript has a single exon. The record is from RefSeq and is a predicted model, not a curated record. Gene Ontology annotation, molecular function: acyltransferase activity, transferring groups other than amino-acyl groups. The coding region runs from base 1 to 591 and encodes 196 amino acids.
AUGAUAAACCCCCGAGAGGCCACUGUUGCAGACAUUCCACAGAUUCGAGACAUCAAUCACUACUACAUUGUCAACACUUCGCUGACAUUCGCAACGACCCCGCCUCCCAUUUUUGAAUACGAAGAUAAACUACGCGACCUGAAAAGGCGAAAGCUGCCAUUUCUGGUGCUGGCGUCAGACCAAAGAAAAACACACGAUGGGGCGGACUUGGUUCUCGGCUAUGCGUACUUGUCACCGUUUCGCGGGCACCUGCUUGCAUAUGCACCUACAGUGGAACUCUCUAUCUUCAUGCAUCCGGAAGAGAGAGAACAUGGACUGGGAACUAUCUUGCUGGAAGCGAUUAUGAACAAGGUCCAUGAUGGCCUCGUGGAGCACCGGUGCGAGGAGCGGGUUGGCGACAUUGACAGUCUGGUUCCGGGAGGAUCUAUUGGGGUCAGUACCGAUGCAAGAGUCCGAAAUGUGAUCGCUGUUGUGGCUAUUGACCCCGAUACCUAUAUGAAUGGCGAGGGGCUAAGGGCAUGGUAUUGCGAGCGUGGGUUCGUUGAGAAAGGACGCUUGGAAAAAGUGGGCGAGAAGAAUGGCAAAUGGUGA